AUGUUGCCUAUAGGUAGAGGUAAAAGAAUGGCAUUAUUGGCAGUUGGCGAACUAAAUAGUAGUGAUGAAAAUGAACCAUUAAACCAAAUAGUGGAUGAAGUAACUUUUCAGAAAGAGGGUACUACUAAAAACCUUAAUACGGAUAAUAUAGUAGUAGAAAUUAACGUUGAUGGUAAUGUUGGAUAUAAUGACCAAAGUAAUAAUAGCAGUGGCUAUCCAUCCGUUCUCCUUGCAAUACCUGAAUUUCCAUCGAGAGAAAUAUUUGUACACGACCAAGUACAAAAUUGCAAUAUUAUUAAAGAGAUAAAUGGUAGUGUUACUGUGGAAUUAGAUAGUAAUGAAAAUGCGCUUGAUUUGUUGAUAAACACUCAGGAACCAGCUGCAAUUUUUGAAGAAAAUAUUAAUGAAGACUCUGCUGACAAAAGCCAAGAGAAAACCUAUUUAAACUUAUCAACUUUCUACCCGAGAGAAAAUGACGAUGAGGAAAUAAAUUCUAGUGUUGGUGAUGAAAGCAAAGAUAAAGAUUAUAUUGUACCCGACACUUAUGGAGCAAAUACCAGUUCUAGUGACAAUGAAGCUGAGAACUAUCACGAAAAAGUUGCUGAAACAGAAGAAAUGGUUGAAGAAACUGAACUGAGUGAGAAAAUUCUCACAAAAAAAAGAUCUAGAAAUCCAGACAAUUGGGAGAAGAAUGUGUUAAAGAAAAAAAGAAAUCUAGGAAAAAGUUUCACAACAAAAAAAGGUAAAAUAAUUGCAGCAAGAAGUGUUCAAUCAGCUUGUGGGCCCAAAUGCAGAUUCAAAUGCAGCGAAAAAAUUAAUAACGAAAUACGUCAAGAAAUACACAACAGUUUUUGGAAAAUGGGCAAUAUUAAUGACCAAAGAGAGUUUAUUUUAAGGCACAUGUCUGAGUUAAAAACAAAAUACCAAAAAAAGCUGCCUGAACGAAAAAGGUCAUACAAUUUCGUUUAUACAUUUUCUAUCAAUGGAAAUAAAAUCGUAGUUUGUAAGACAUUUUUUAUGGGUACACUAAACGUUAGUUCAAAAAUGAUUUUUACCGUUACGAAAAAAAAAUCUCAGGAUGGAUUUCUGGAAAAGGAUAAACGUGGCAAACAUGGACACAUGGGAAGGGCUAUUAAUCCACAGAUAAAAGCCGACAUACGUGAACACAUAAACUCAUUUCCCUUAAUAGAAUCACAUUUCUGUCGUUCAAGAACUGCCAAAAAAUAUAUCGAUGGAAGUCUUAACCUGUCCACUAUGUACAGAUUAUAUAAAGAACAAUGUGAAAUACUACAAAAACCUUAUGGAAAGUAUAACAUGUACUCCACAAUUUUUUCUACAGAAUUCAAUAUAAGUUUUUUUCAACCAAAAAAGGACCAAUGUGCCCUAUGUCAUAGCUUUAAUACCGCUACGGGAGAAGAGAAAGAAAAUUUAAAAAUGAACUACGAAAAUCAUCAAUUAGAAAAAGAGGCAAGUAGAAAAGAAAAAGCUGAAGAUGUGUCAAAAGCUGUUUCCUCGACUGAUCAAAUAGUUGCGGUUUAUGACUUACAGUCUGUAUUAAGUGUACCUUGUGGAGAGGUUUCACAUUUUUUUUAUAAAAGUCGUUUAUCUUGUUAUAACCUCACCGUGUAUGACAUUGGACAAAAAAAGGGUUUCUGCUAUUUUUGGAACCAGACCAUUGCUCAACGAGGUGCAAAUGAAAUAGGAAGUUGUGUAUAUUAUUUUCUAAAAGAGCAAAAUGAGAACCAGGUAAAAGAUAUUACUUUUUACAGUGAUAAUUGCAGUGGGCAAAAUAAAAAUAAAUUUAUUAUUGCAAUGUACAUGUACUGUGUGCAGUCUAUGACAAAAAUUGAAUCCAUUACACACAAAUUUUUAAUAGCUGGGCAUACCCAAAACGAAGGGGACAAUAUGCAUUCCUUAAUAGAAAGGGAGAAAAAAAGAAAGCUUAAGGCCAGCCCGAUUUAUGUGCCUGCUCAAUGGAGUACUAUAAUAGAAUUAGCCAAAAAGACCGGCCAUCCUUAUAAAAUUAAAGACAUGACGACUGAGGAAUUUCUGGACCUAAAAAAACUGACAUCCUCUUUGGGAAACAAUUAUAAUAUAAACGAACAACUAGAAAAAGUUCUGUGGACUGACAUUAAAAUUGUUAUGGUCAAAAAAAAUAACCCUUAUAUUCUUUUUUACAAGACAUCUUAUUCUGAUGCUGAAUACAAAUCAAUCAAUAUAAAAUUUAAGUCUCCAAGAAAUAAAUCAGUACCUAGUUUAUCUCAACUUUAUACCGGACCUAUUCUUAUUCCAUCUAACCUUAAGAAAGGAUUACUAGAACUUUGUGAGCUCAAAGCUAUUCCUAAGGUACACUGGGAUUUCUACAGAAAUUUGUUGGAGCAGGAAAAUACAAAAAAACACAAAAAAAAUAUUCCACCAAAUAAUGAUAGUGAUUGUGACGAGUGUGAAAAAGUGAAAGAUAUCUAG
Molecule: messenger RNA, 2466 nt
Organism: Diabrotica balteata
Lineage: Eukaryota; Metazoa; Arthropoda; Insecta; Coleoptera; Chrysomelidae
Source: the annotation of a GenBank genome assembly